UCUUUCGGUGCGAGGAUGCCAGUCCUGGAGGGGCUCUGGGGUCCCGAUCUCCGGAUGCGGGACACCAGUCUCGGGGUCGAUGUGGGGGUCUGUCCGGAUGAGGCUCCCAGCCCGCCAGUCUGGGGGUCUCUAAGGACACCUCCUAUCACCUGUGGGGGCCUCUCGCUGGCCCUGGAGCUGCCGGCUCUCAUACGGCAGCUCAGGGCCGUCUGGAGGGCUCGCAGGGGGGGCCCCCGGGGGCCAGAGAAGAGCCAGACGAGCACUUGGGUGGAAUCAGAGAAAGAGGAGGUAGAGGAGGUGAAACAAGGCGUAGAAGACGGGAGCGCUCAUCUGGAAGCUGAUGGCAGAGUGAACACUGGUCAUGCUGGUGUGUUGCUGGUUGAGAGACGAGGCUCCUACCCGCUGAUUGACCUGAGAAUCCUCAAAACCAGUGCCCAGCAGGGGGGGGUAGAGUCCGGCACCAGGAGGAAGGUGAAGCGUCAGCUGAGCUUUCAGAGGUACUGCCACGCCUCCAGGCUGCUCAGGGGGGCGAUGCCCAACACCCCGGGGUCCCUGCACCUACUGGACAAAAACUACCUGGGACAAGCCGCACACAUGCUGUCUAAAGUCGGCACAUGGAACUUUGAUAUUUUCCUCUUCGAUCGUCUUACAAAUGGCAACAGCCUGGUGACUCUGAUGUGCCAUCUCUUCAAUGUCUACGGUCUCAUUCACCACUUCCAGCUGGACAUGGUCAAACUACACAGGUUUCUCGGCAUGGUGCAAGAGGACUACCACUUCCAGAAUCCCUAUCACAAUGCUGUCCAUGCAGCUGAUGUCACCCAAGCCAUGUACUGCUACCUGAAGGAGCCAAAGCUGGCGGAGCAGCUGAGUCCUCUGGACGUGUUCCUGGCUCUGAUGGCAGCAGCCGCUCACGACGUGGACCAUCCCGGAGUCAACCAGCCGUUCCUCAUCAAGACCCGACACCACCUGGCCUCCCUCUACCAGAACACGUCUGUGCUGGAGAGUCACCACUGGAGAUCCACCGUGGGCAUGCUGCGAGAGUCCGGACUGCUGUCCCACAUGCCUGCUGACAUCUCGCAGGACAUCGAGCAGCAGCUGGGCUCUCUCAUCCUCGCCACAGACAUCAGCCGGCAGAACGAGUUCCUGUCCACCUUCAGAGAACAUCUGGACAACCAGGACCUGGACUUUCAGCUGGCUUCACACAGACACUUUAUCCUGCAGAUCGCUCUGAAGUGUGCUGACGUCUGUAAUCCGUGUCGGGUUUGGGAGCUGAGCAGACAGUGGAGCGAGAGGGUGUGUGAGGAAUUCUACAGGCAGGGAGACCUGGAGAGGAAGUUUGACAUGGAGAUCAGUCCUCUGUGUAACCAGCAGGCUGACUCUGUGCCAGCCGUUCAGAUAGGGUUCAUCUCCUACAUCGUGGAGCCUCUGUUUGACGAGUGGCACCGCUUCACUGAGCCCAGCUCCCUCAGCCACACCAUGACGGGUCACAUGCACAAGAACAAGGCGCGCUGGAGCCGCCUGCGAUACGCAAACACUCCUUCAGACUCACAAGCAGAAGAGCCUGAAGGGGGAGAAGGAGGAGGAGAGGUGGAAGGCAUCUCUUAAUUUUCCUCCUAUCUAUUGAGUUGAUUGAUCUUCCUUCGUAAACGGAGGAGAGGAGUGUGUAUCAACCUCCUUGUUUGUCCUUCAGCAGUCUUUCUCCCACAGCCUGUUGUUCAUAGGCUGCAGGGAGUGGGAGUCUGGCUUCGAUUCAUACGGAAUGGCUCCCUCUGCUGGAGGAGAGGACUGUAGCACUGAGAGGGGAAAAAUAAGGCGCAGAAAGAUUGAACUUUCAGAUGGAUGGAUAAUCUUAGCAAACAUUUGCCAAUUUAAAAAAGACAUGCCUCGUUCUUAUCCCCUGUGAAUUGGAACGUUUAUUUUUGAUGGCAGAACACGGUAUAAAUGAAUUUGCACAAUGCUGCUUGAACAACGAAGACAUUUAAAAAGCCAAACUUUUGUACGAGUCAGCUGGACUGUGCUGGAAAAGGUGAAGAAAUGAAUGGAAGAAGAAAAAGAAGAAUAUUUCCGCCUUGCUUUUUAACACAAACUCUAUUAAACUCUUUUCACUUUUUUCUCUUUUUGUACAGCUUGCACUUCUAUUAGAUGCUCUUUCAUACAAGUGUGUCACUUCUACUUUUCACUGAAGUGCGUUUUUAAAGUUAGUAUGUCAAGGUACUAUAAACUUUACAACAUUUCUCUAUUAACCGUGUAACUUACUGACUCAUACAACUACUGUACUGACUGACACAAAGUGGCUUGAACGCUGAUGUCAAGUGUCAGCUGGAUGUUUCUGAACUCGCCAAUGUUGAAAAUACAAACCGAAGCCAUGUUUUUAAAGUGUUUGUGUUCAUGUUUGUGUAGGAACGGUAUAAUAUGUACAUACUUUAAUGUUCAACCUCAGCACUUCACAUGCCAAAAUCUAAGCAAUGUACUUUUUUAUGAGGAGUAUGGAUAUUGGGACAUUUAACUUGUUACACUUGUGUGACCUUUGCAGCAACUCAUUUGGUGCAUUUAUUUAUCGGAUAUGCUCACUUUACCAGCUCAUAUACAACACAGCCUUAACAGCAAAUGUCUGUUAAUCUUAUGUUUUAAUGAUGUUUUAACCUUUACUGGUUUUUACAGUUUCUGCGUGUUUUUCUUCAGCCAUACCAGCGUACUGUAACUUAACUCACAUGCCCAAACACUACUCCAGCCUGCUUACUGUUUGAUCUUGAACAGUCUCAGGGUCAGAUUGGGUGUUUCCCCCAGUGAGCAUUUGCAAGGUGCCAAUUCACUGUUCUGAGAGAUGCCCUCACUGCUGUACCUCUAAGGCUUUUAUAUUUCCUUCUUCUUACAUUUGCUACAGUCACUGUGUGCACAUCAUUAUCUGCCACGUUCAUACUUGGGUCAAUUUGUGAUUGCAAAUACCUCUAUGUCUAAUAUUUUCAUACGAUAACGAUACGAUUAACUUUUUUCACGGCAGACGAGGGCUCAGUGUCCCAAUCGGCUAUGAUCGAUAACUGUACUUGUUAACUUUUCUCUACAAUAAUACGUCUGCUGUAAAACAUUCAAAUAACAACACAAUAUACCAUCAUUCUUUAUAUAAUAAAUAAUAUAAUAUAUAUUGAAUUCAUGGUCAAAAUUGUACUUUUACAUCUAUGUUAUCACCCGUAUGAAGCUGAUAUAAAUGAUAUAUUAAACAAAGCACCACUGUAGUGCACACUGUGGUCAUUAUCUCACAGGACUCAUGUACCAGCAGUUAUUAACCAUGAAUCUUCUCUGUGUGUGCUACCUAAAACAUCAAUAUGUUGUUAUUUCUAAGUGUAAACAAACUGAAGUUAAGACAAGAGGCCUCGUGUGGCGUUCAAUACCUCUCAUAACCGGCACUGAUGCAGGGUCAUUAAAACAGAGGCCUACUGGUUUCACAAUAACAUGUGUAUACUAUUAUGUGUUAAUACCGUUUUUUAUGCUGUAGUGAUUAUCCUACCAUAUUCACUAUAUUUAUCAUCUUGUUAAGAAAAUAUUGUCUCCUAAAAUCUGAGAAUUUACUGUAAUGGCCAAAAGGGAUUUGUUAUAUACAGUACCUUGUAAUCGACACAAAUGGCGGACAUUUUUUUUUUAACCAGAAAUCCCAAUAUAUCUGUAAACUAUAAAUAUUUGUUACGCAUUAUAUAGUGGGCGUAUGUUCUCCCUUAUGUUACCCAGUCUUAAUGCAUGUUCAAAAGUAACCACUGUGCUCAAACGCUUCAUUCUGUGGUGCAGUUCCACCUCAGUUUUAACUGUGUUGUCCAAUAAUAUAAUAAUAUUAUAAUGUCAAUCUUCACACAUAUUUUAGGUACGGUAGUCAGUUGCCUCAUGGUUUGAAAGAUGUUCAUCCCAGUGCCAAAUUACACAGAAGUAAUCAUAAAGUAUUGUUUUUGUUUUUGGCCUAUGUUCGUUUGAGUCAAUGAGAAAUGUAGAUGUAUAUAUUUGUUUCUGUAUUUUGUUAAUUCUUUUAACUAUGUCCAUUUAGUGAUGGAUCUGGAGCUUUUCACUUUUUCACAUGGUCUUCGUGAUCCAGUCGUUGUGGAGUUGUAGGAGUUGUAACAUUUCCAUUUUCUCUGGAUACUUUCGGCACAUUGUGUCAAUGUUCGCUUGUCCAAACAAGGUUGAUGUGUUUUCUUCAGUUGUCUUUGAGAUGAAGAUGUUUGUCUUUCCAUUAUGGCUAAGCACAGAUAGCUUCUUAUAGCAGCAGAAAGCUUUUGUAUUACCAGCUACAUUUUAGAUUGAUGUCUUAAGGUUAAGUAUAUAUUGUUGUUCAUAUUGUUAAAAAUGAUCAUAGAAUUUCAAAUGAAGCCAAUGAUGUCCACAUUUGAUACUGGUAUUGGUGAGUUUAUGGACAUGCUUGCCAUGUGACUUUUUGACUGUACAAUCCAGUUCUGACACCUCACCUCUGAGCACUGUGAACUUAUAAAAUAAAUAUUUUUCAUUCAACA
Molecule: messenger RNA, 4493 nt
Organism: Trematomus bernacchii (emerald rockcod)
Lineage: Eukaryota; Metazoa; Chordata; Actinopteri; Perciformes; Nototheniidae
Product: cAMP-specific 3',5'-cyclic phosphodiesterase 7B-like
Exons: 12
Coding region: 16-1605 (529 amino acids)
Molecular function (GO): 3',5'-cyclic-AMP phosphodiesterase activity
Source: RefSeq, a predicted model, not a curated record